Molecule: messenger RNA, 971 nt
Organism: Penaeus indicus
Lineage: Eukaryota; Metazoa; Arthropoda; Malacostraca; Decapoda; Penaeidae
Product: lachesin-like
Exons: 6
Coding region: 1-924 (307 amino acids)
Cellular component (GO): neuron projection
Source: RefSeq, a predicted model, not a curated record
AUGCAUCUCGACCGCGUCAUGUUCUUGACAGUUGAUGACACGACCAUCACGCUCAUCCCAAGGUUCCGAGUGACACGUGAAGAUGAGAACACGUGGACGCUGCACAUCCGCCAGGUCACGCCGGCGGAUACGGGUUAUUACGUGUGCCAGGUCAAUAUGGAGCCGACAAUUAACCAGGUCGGAUACGUACAGGUUGUCGUCCCUCCGGAAUUCAUUGACGAGGAAAGCAGUCCAUCCCACGUAGCGGUACAGGAAGGGAAUGACGUCCGACUAGUGUGCAGAGCCAAGGGUGUUCCGAAGCCGAGUAUCCACUGGACUCGAGAAGACGGGAAGACAUUCACCACCGUGCGAGGAAGUCAAGUGAGGAAAAUCGAGAGUGAGGAGCUUGUAUUGAACGGCGUCACAAGAAAAGACAUGGGAGCUUAUCUCUGCAUAGCUUCCAACAAGGUUCCUCCGUCGAUAAGCAAACGCAUCGUUCUGGAGAUACACUUCCAGCCCCUGAUCACAGUGCCAAACCAGCUGGUCGGGGCACCCAUUGACACCACCGUGACCCUCGAGUGCCAGGUUUCCGCCUUCCCCAACGCCGUGCACUUCUGGCGUUUCAAGAGCCAGCUCCUGAUCAACUCGACGCGACAGGAAACCCAAGAGAUUAAGAACGGAUACAAAACCACCAUGAGAUUAUCCUUGAGGAAUCUCCGUGGCAGUGAUUUUGGGACGUAUGUCUGCGCCGCCAAGAACUCUCUGGGGGAGACGGAGAGUAAUGUGAGGCUGUACGAGAUUGUGGUUCCUCGGGGCUCAGACGAUCGAGAAGAUGAGACUCACGACGAAUUAGUUCUUCCCGAACACCGCAAUGACGUCCGUCCCAUAGAGCCAUGGAGGCGGUCAGGCAGUAAGUUCUGCUGUUUUCUUAGUUGGUUUUCUUGAAGUUGUUGUUAGUUUUCUUUAAUGUUUGUAAGGUACGCUCCUAGCUU